Molecule: messenger RNA, 813 nt
Organism: Monoraphidium neglectum
Lineage: Eukaryota; Viridiplantae; Chlorophyta; Chlorophyceae; Sphaeropleales; Selenastraceae
Product: arsenic (+3 oxidation state) methyltransferase
Exons: 7
Coding region: 1-813 (270 amino acids)
Molecular function (GO): methyltransferase activity
Source: RefSeq, a predicted model, not a curated record
AUGGUUGUGGCAGCCCCUUCCCCCAGGGCAUUGAGGGGAAGCGCAUCCUUGACCUGGUGGGUGGGCGGGCGGGCCCCGCAGCGGCGGCAGCGGCGUCGGCGCGAGCGGCGGGGCCGCACCUUGGGAUCUGACAAAGUCUUUGCGAACACGAACGCGGCGGCGCAGGGGGCCGCAAGGAGGGGCGCGCCGCCGCCGGCUCUGCCUCGCGGCCGCGCGGCCCGCUCGGGCGCAGCCCCGCCCCCGACCGGCGCCGCGGCAGGGGGCUGUGGCACGGGGCGCGACUGCUACGUGUGCUCCGCCCUGGUCGGGGAGAAGGGCUUCGUAACCGGCAUCGACAUGACCGACGCGCAGCUGGACGUGGCCCGGCGCCACGCGGACGCGUGGGCGCGCGAGCUCGGCUAUGCUGAGCCCAACACUCGGUUCGUGAAGGGCCGCAUCGAGUACCUGGACGAGGCGGAGCUGCCGGACGGCAGCGUGGAUGUGGUCAUCUCGAACUGCGUGAUCAACCUGUCGCCCGAGAAGGCGCGCUGCCUGGAGGAGGUGUACCGCGUGCUGGCCCCAGGCGGGGAGAUGUUCUUCUCCGACGUGUACUGCGACCGCCGGCUGCCGGAGGCGGCGCAGAAGCACUACGUGGCGGUGGGCGAGUGCCUGGGCGGCGCCCUGUAUGUCAACGAUUUCAUCACGCUCUGCCGCAAGGUGGGCUUCCACGACCCGAGGGUGCUGAGUGUCGAGCCCAUUGAUGUUCAUGAUGCCAAGCUGCUGGAGGUGCUGGGGGGCGCCAAGUUCUUCAGCAUCACAUUCAGGUGGGGGUAA